CACUACCCUUUCAGUCCUAACUUUUUUUAAUUUGAGUCUUUUUCUUACGUUCAUAGAAAUAUAACUGCGUUGACUCCCCGUAUCAAACAACAUUCUUGAUAGACAAACAUUGUCAGAAUUUGUGUUAAAAAUACGAGCCUUAGCUGUUUGCAUUAAUAUACUGCUGUUUUCAUUGGAGGCAAGAGAUACAUCAUUAACCCCCUCCUCAAUUGAAAAGGCAGACAAUGUCUCUUCUUUUUUGUCACAGAUUGAGAUAUGAUGCUUUCCUGUGGUACAUUUUCUGCAAAUAUACUUAGAUUUACAAUCCCUAACACUGUGGUCUUCUUCUAAACAUAAAAAACAUCGACCCUCCUUACGAAGAAUUCCAUUUCUGGAAGCUACAUUCGUAACAGUUCUACAUUUUGACGAAGGAUGCUGUUUUUUACAAUAGACACACAUAUUUCUAGAUGUUUGUACAAACAGUCCUGAUGUUGUGAAAGUAUCAUUUCCCUUUAAUUUGAAAUUAGAAUUACGCUCAAAGCUGGAAGCACAAUUUUCUUGGGCUCUGAGCUCAUCGUUGAAGUACUCAAGCACUUUAUGAAGGCCAAAUUGCACUUCCAAACUUUCGAAAUAUUAUAAUGAUCAAAUCAUCAGGUAGUUUAUCCUUUAGUAAAGGAAUUAAAGACAUCCAUAACCUUUUGUUUCUAAGUUUAACGAUCUUAAAUUUCUUACGCAACUUUUCACGUGAUUAUAUAAAUUCCUUAACCCCUUGAUGUUAUCUUUGCUCCUAAUUUUACUUAUCUUUAAUAAUGAUUCCAUAUGGGCAGAAAUAAGCACUUGUUCAUUACCAUAUCUUUCCUUUAAAAUACCAAGAGCUUCCUUGUAGUUAGCUGAAUUUAAUGUUAAGCCACUUACAGUGCCAAGGGCUUCAUCAGACAGAUAUUUUCUCAGGUAAUUAAACCUAUCAAUAUCAUUUAAUCGCUCAUUCUCGUGGAUGGAUACCUGAAAUUGAUCCCAGAAUCCUUGCCACAUAAGAGGAUCUCCGGAAAAAACGGAUAUCUCCAUCUUUGGUAGUCUACAAUCAUUGGAUGAGCUAGAACCAAUUGAAGAUGGAGCAAGGUCCUUCACAGUGUUUAUUUCUGACAACUUAAGAUCUAAAAUGGCCUCUAACUCGUUGGCAGGAGCAAUAAAUGCCAUGCUUUCAACAACAUCUGCUGCAACAGCAUCAGGUUCUAAAGAUUUAGACACAUCGUCAUCGGCCUUUGACAGCUGGUCAACAAUAGACGAUAAGGUUUUCUAAUGACCACGUAGUUUAGCCUGGUUAAGAGACUCCUCUUUUAAAUAAUCCUCUAUGGAUGCUACAGUAGAUUUAAAGAAACAUCUAAUCCCAUCACGACGUUUAACCUUUCUGUCAUGUGCCGACAUUAUCAAAAAAGGACCUCACUUACUAUAAUAAAUAUGAAAGAAUAAAAUUGCAACACCUUCUAACUAAACAACCUCAGUUUACAGAAACAACACAGGUAUUCAAUUUUCAAAGCAUACAGAACCAUUAAGCUAUUCAAUCAUAUUCAGCUUCGUAACAAAAAAAAACAUGUGAGCAAAAAUAUCAUCCAAAGUGAGCCACGUGUUGUAAAAGAGAAAGUUUUUCAACAAAAGUAAAAAUAUAAAAACUGUUAAAGUAAAAAAAUCAAUGUCGCGUAGUUGACAAACGUCUGUCAAAGUAUAGGUAAUGACAAAUGCGCAGAAGUACUUAGGCGAAUAAAAAUAAACAAAUUUUAUCCAAAGAAAUGUUGAAAAUGUAAAACCUAGUAUGCGAACAAGUCAACACAAGCAGAGAAAAUCUUUCUAUCAGAGUGAAAACAUACAGUAAAUAGAAUCGUAAAACGUUCAAAUCGGUACUUCCUGUACAUGCAGAAAAAUAUGAACUUAAACGAAAAGUAAAGCCUGCACAAAAGCAACAGGAAAAACACGUCAACAUAAAUAAAAACCCUUACGGUACCAUGUCAUACGGAACGUUAAAGUCUUACAGUACGUCUUGACUAUGAGAUUCACCAGAUGGUAGUACAAGAAAGCUUGCAAGGUCGCGCCAUGUAAAAACGAGAUUAGAAGACACAACUCUACUUCCUUCUCGAAAGGCUAUUUGCAAGAGAAACAAGAAGCCCUGGGGACUCUAAGAAUUUCCGCGCGCUACCAAAAUAUUUGAUGAAAACCUGCUAAUUCGUUGUGUUAUUGUGCCAAACAUUCGAAGGGGUUUGGUGCAUGAACCUCUGAAGAUAAAGCACACCAGUGACAUUAUAUCUUACAACAAACGCAAACAAAACGAAACGUGUCAUUAAACUCACAUUUUAAAAGAAAUUGCUAACAAAAAAUACAGCCUAUCAUUCAUGGUUGAAAGUCUUGCGAUUGAAACGUCUAUGGUCUUAAACGGCAUUAGUUGACAAAAAAUCAAAAUUUUGAUGUGACCAUCAUUUUCAGCAUACUUUUUUUAUUAACUGUGUCAGUUUUUGUCGAAAAUAAAGCAGUUUUAAUUUUUGGAUAAAUUUUGGCCUAAAAUGGCAUUUAGGUGACAAAAAUCAAAAUUUUGAUGUCACCAUUAUGUUCAGCAUACUUGUUUUGUUAACUUUGCCAAUUUUUGUUGAAAAUGAAGUAGUUUUAAUUUUUGGACCAAUUUUGGCCUAAACUGACAUUUAAGUUGGCAAAAAACCAAAAUUUUGAUGUCACCAUCAUGUUCAGCAUACUUUAUUUGUUAACUGUGCCAAAUUUUGUUGAAAAUAAAAUAGUUCUAAUUUUUGGACCAAUUUUGGCCUAAAAUGACAUUUAGGUGACAAAAAUCAAAAUUGUCACCAUUAUGUUCAUCAUACUUUUUUGUUAACUGUGCCAAAUUUUGUCGAAAACAAAUACCAAUUUUAGCCUGAACGUCAAUACGAGACUUUCCAGUAGUUAAGGAGCUUGGGUACGAAGUUUACAUCUGUGAUGGAGCAAUGUGACAUCCCAGGGUCGAUUUUUUCUCAAAAAAUGCUCCGAAAGAAAAAAACGACGGUUUUAAAGAAUUUCCUAUGCCUUCGGGCGCGGAAAUUCAAAAAAUAUACACGAGGUAGCGUUAAUAUACAGAAUAUAAGCACGUGACCAAAUAUAACCAAUAACAGUACUAUAUACAAAAAAUAGACACAUGCGCAAUGCGCAAUACGCAAUCCUAACUUCUACAACGUGAACAAAACGAAAACAGAAUUCUGUUGAAAAUAACAAAAAGUUAAAGGAGUGGUCCCACGAAAAAUCAAAAUAACUAAUUUUAUCUUAUUUUAUCGGAAAUGUUUUAUUUAUUAUUAUAAAUAACUUUUUUUUCUCGUAUUCCGCCCUUUUUUACAAUCCUGUUUCAAUAGCCAUGACGUCAUAGUUGGCGAAUGAUUUCUUGUGUGUUAAGACAAUUCAGUAAAUAGAAUGAUAUUCUUUCAUAAUUAGAAAUAUUUAUUUUAUUUUAUUUUCACAUAUUAUAUAUUAUAUAUUUUUGUGUUUAUUCUUCCGAGUAAGAGACAUAGACACCACCCUCUUCGGGGAAAACUUGUCUUAUUUUCCACACAACACGCGACGGUAUAACUCGGCGAUUGCCUUUUCCAAGUCGUUAGAAAACGAACCAAAUAAAUUGCUUGUAAGAAGCAAACGGAAAAGAUUUGUUUGUAGGCGUGUCUUGCAGAAAUUUCCCUCGUCUCGUGUAAGCAUAUUAAAACGAGACAAAGUUGCUUGAAAUCCUCAUUCUCAGUUAUACAUUUUAUUCCUAAAAAAACAACGGAUAUUUGUACCAUACAUACCAUUAUUAUUUCAUAUUUUAACAAUACUUUUUAUGUAGCUUAAUCAUAUUUAAAAAAAUAUGUUUAAGCACAUAUACCUUCCGUGCAACAAAGACAAUCAAUCUCCCUAGUUUCAGUCUUGCAGUUAUCGCACUUGCACCAUUCGUUUCUGCCAACACGAAAACUUUCCCAAUGUUUUCACUAAGAAUAUCGUUUCUUUCUCAGUUACAAUGUUUUUAUUAUCAUCUUAUUUAGUGGUCUCGAAUUAAAAAAAGUUGCAGCCAUGUGCCUGUAAAAAGCUCAUCAAAGGUUUCCAUCUCAUUAUCACCGUCCUCAUCUUCUCUAAAAUUGUUUUCUUCUUCAAUAAUAUCAUACUCUAAUUCUUCUUCGCUGUGUCUGUGUUCAUAUAUGUGAUCUGAGUAUCAAGCUUUUCUUUCUCUCUCUAUCUCUCUCUCUCUCGACACUGACAUCGCCAAUUAUGACGUCACAGCAAAAGGUUCUUAAUAAAAAGACAAUCUUUGCGCAUUGAUUAAAAGAUCAAUAAACAAUUUUUCGAAAAAAGAAUAAAAACUUUAUACUAAUUGAAUAGCGGAGAAUCCAAAGAACAAAUAAAAAAAAAUCGAAAAUUUCGUGGGACCACUCCUUUAAAAAUCUCUUUUCACGUUUCAUCUUCGCACAUUUUCCUUCUCACAAAACCAGGAAUGCACAAAAGUCUUUGUGUAUAAUAAACUGGUGCGACUUUGAAUUUUUACCAGCUGUCGGUUUCCGAUGAUCUUUCUUUUAAGACAAGAAAAAGUUUAACCGUCAGUUGGUAAAAAUCGUAAACUUCUGCAACACGUGAAAUCAACUUUUGUUGCGUUUAAUUUCUUUCUAAAUAUAGGAUAUAUUACGGCAGAAAAGUUUAGAAAGAAAAAUUUCGAAUUUUUCUAAAGAAAUAUUCCACGUGUAUUCUCGCUUUUACGAGAAUUUAAUUUCCAGAUUUUGACCCUAAAUUGCCAAAUUAGUUCCGCAAAACUUACGAUUAAAUUCAGCGAAUUUCAAUUUUUUUAUGACGAUUUCUCGUUGUGCUGAUACAAUAAAAAUAUAUACAAAUUUUAAGCAUAUAUGCCAAGCAUAAAAAUGAACAAAACACAUUAUCCGUAGAAAAUGGACACACGGAUUUGCCAGGAUAGAGAAUCACUUAUAUAUAUACAAUCCAUCCAGAUAGACUAUUUGCGUGCAUCACUAACAGAUCGAAUACUACUCACUGGCAGGCUGUAUUUUUUUCAAAAAUCAUUCUACAGUUUACACCCGGUAACUCGAACCACCGAGGGACCGAGGAAAAUAGACAUAACGAAUGUUCGAGUUAAACGAAUCUCCCGUUUAGUCGAAUUUAGUCUAAAAAGAGAUUAUAGUUAAACCGAUUUUUUGAAGAGGUGGGACAAAAUACGGUAAAAUUGCAAUUUUGACGAUAAAAAAGGCAUAUUCCUUGUAAAUUAAUUUUUUCUUGACAGACAACAUUACCUAUAUUACAUCAGGAGUUAAUAAAACUAAUAAAAACAAAUUAAAAUCUGACAUUUAUCUAGCUUUUGAUUUCCUCUUCUCGAGUAAAAAGUUCAAGUUGUCCGAAAAAAUUAGCCCCAGGGGGACGAAAUUUUGGCCAAGUUACGAAUGUUCGAGUUAUCCAAGGUUCAAGUUAAGGCCGGUUUCCAUACAACUGCAUUUUGCGCCCAGUCGUAAAAAGCGACGUGACUUUUGAUCUACGCAUGCGCAUUAUCAGAAUAAUGCCGCUGACCUCGCGCUUUUGCAUGCGCUGGGGCGAUUUAAAGGGGAAGUCCGGUCAUUUUUCAAAAUUUGUGUGUUGAAUAAACACCAUCGUGUUAUUAAUUUCUGCAAAAUCUUUUUUAAAAAUUCGUAUUACAAAUGAUAUAAAUGUCUAUCAAAGUUUAGGAUUGUUACUGUUUUUUUUCAAACGACGCCAUCUUUUUGUUGUUAUCAUCGAGGUCUGGGCUCUAAUGUUUAUCGUGACGUAUUUUAUGACAACAGCUUUCUGCACGCCGGAAUACUUCAGUUGUCGAUUACACCACUUCAAACAAGUCAUAAAUGUACCAUUGAUUUUACUGUUAUCAUGGUUACUUGUGGUGCUUUAAAUUGUGGUAACUCUUCCACCAAAAAAUCGGUAGCUGAUGUAAAAGGGUGGCAUAACGUUCCCACCGAAAAAGAAAAUAAACAACGUCGUAAGAAAUGGCUAGCAGCUAUGAAGCGAGAUCCACCAUAUCCAGCAGACACGAAUUUCGUUCUUUGUGGUAUGCAUUUCACGUCCGAAUGUUUUCAACGCGAUCUCAAGGCGGAGCUCUGUGGCUCUGUGAGAAAGUUUAUAUUAUUACCAAACGCUAUUCCAUCGGUAUUUUCAUUCUCGAAACCGCUACCUGCAAAGCGUUCUGCAUCCAUUGCAAGAAACGAAAGAAAAACAAAACGCCAGAUUGUGGAUGAAGCUUGUACGGCAGAAGAAAACUCAGGUGGCCCGGAAGCACCUUCCCUAGAACUUGAGCCCCUUUUUAAGGAUGCUAUUACGCAAACUGUUGAUGUCGUCAUGAUCAACAAAGAAGUUAGCUGUGCUACACCAAUGCGAACAAAGAGCACUAUGGUUCCUGCUGUGUUAUGCAAAUCAAUGUCUACUCAGAUGAGUCCAACUUUGUCUUCGACGAACACGCAAACUGUUAUAUUAACUCAAUAUGCUAGCGUUUCCACAGUCAACCUUAUUGCGAAAGAGGGAGAUGAAAUUGGAGAUUGCUCUUCAUUUUGCGCAAGUGAAGUAGAAGAUCGCGCUGAUCCGGAUGCAUCUUUCAAUGUCAGUAGCGAUGUUGAUACGGUCGAUAGUAGUGCCGAUACGGCUGAUAGUGAUGUUAAUGAGCAAGAUGUCGAUGUUAGGGAAGGUACGCAGUCGAUUGCACCUUCAACAAUGUUUCUAGUGUACUUUGAAAUGCUUAAGUCGCUCUUCAAAUUCUGCUUUGAAUGCGGUGAGAAAGCUACUAUCAAAAAACAUAUAACUAAGGGUAGUAUGCUUAUUGUGAAAUUGGUUUGCGCCGGUAACCACGAAGUGACUUGGAGAUCACAACCUUACUUAAAUCGAAUUGCGGAAGGAACGGUAAGGCUGUCUGCUGGAAUAUUGUUCAACGGAUUAACAUUUCAAGGUGUGAAAGAAGCAUUUGAAACUGCCAAUGUUAACUUUAUAAGUAGGUCGCAGUUCCAUGAACUUCAGCGAAGAUUUUUAUUCCCAGCCAUAAAUAGCAUUUUUACGCAUUAUCAGGAAGCCACACUUGUUAGACUCGUUGCGCUUGAGGGUGUCGAUUUAAUUGGAGAUGGUCGCUGUGACUCACCUGGAUUUAGUGCUAAAUAUGGUACAUACAGCCUCAUGGACGCCAUGACAAAUGAGGUGGUGAACUUUUUUAUUUCACACGUUCGUUUAGCAGGAAACUCGGCACGCAUGGAAAAACAUGGACUUGCUGAGUGCUUGGAAUUUAUCGACGAAGCUGGCGUAAUAGUGGACACACUAGUUACCGACAGACAUAGCCAGAUACGAAAGUUUAUGCGCACCGAACAUGAACAUAUAUCGCACCAGUUUGAUGUGUGGCACAUGACAAAAAAUAUCAAAAAAAAGAUUUUGAAAGUUGCAAAAAAAAAGAGCUGUCGUGACUUGAAUGACUGGAUGAAGUCUAUCAUAAACCACUUCUGGUGGGCUUGUUCGACUUGCGAAGGAGAUCCAAUAUUAUUGAAGGAAAAGUGGCAGAGUUUACUCUGUCAUAUCCGUGGGGUACAUUAUUGGGUAAAUAAUACGCUAUAUCAUAAAUGUGCUCAUGAAGAACUUACCCUGCUACAACAAGCUCAGAAGAAGUGGUUAACUGAAGAAAGCCCUGCUUACAUCGCCCUGGAGAAAAUUGUUAAUGAAAAACAGCUACUAAACGAUUUAAAACACGUAGCUGAUUUCAAGCACACUGGACAGCUCGAGGUUUACCAUUCCCUGUUGAAUAAGUACUGUCCCAAACGCUUAACAUUCUCGUACGCUGGGAUGGUUGCUAGGACGCAACUAGCUGUGCUUGACCACAACUCGGGUGUAGAACGACAACAAGCCACUACAUCCGAUGGGAGGUUGAAGUUCAAAGUUUCUUUCACCAAAAUUACGAAGGAGUGGGUGGCAAAAAAAGUAAUGGAUCCGAAAGAAAAGAAAUACCAAGAGGACUUGAUGAAGGAAGUGUUUGAUUUGGUUCAAAAAAUCAAAGCUCCUAUAUUUUUUAAGUUGCCUGAAACACCCAGAAAUAUUGCAUUAAAAAUAAACCCUGGGAAGGAAGUUGUUGUCUCGAAUAUGCGUUCAAGAUUUACCUAAAAGUAACCCCCAGGUUUAUAAAUGAUAUUUAGCAUUACAUCAAGAAACGCUUAUUUUACAAUUCCGGGGGACAUUUGUUAUAUUUUAAAAACAUAUAUUGUAAAAAUUUCAUUCAUCAUCUUUACAAUUAUACAUGUUCUUAUACAUUUUAUGUGUCCAAAUCCAUUCCUGAUUCUGUGUAUGGCACGUAUACCCCAUCGGGCUGCGGGUAUUCAUUACGGAUUACCCACACAACACAUGAUGGUAUAGGCUUUCGAUAACCUAUGCCCAGUCUUCCAUACACCCACCAUAUAUAUUGUUUAUAAGCAGCAAACCGAUAUGAUCUGUUGCAAAGUUUAUGACGAAUCCCUCUCAUGUUGUGAAUAGCACCUAGUGCUGUCCGUAACACGGGUUCCGGCAAACAAACCAUUUUGAAUUCAUCCGAAUUUGUAACACACGUAUGACCUAAGCGAAAAAAGAAAAAAGAUCUUUAAAAAGGCGUACCCCCGUGUGUAAAUAAACAACGUUUAGCUUUCUAAAACUUUGUUGUGACAGAACAGAAAGUGAUUGAUGUAGCAAACAAGGAAGUAAAAUACACGAUAAGAAGAUAUUUUAAUCAACAGAAACCUUGAAAAUGACCGUCCGGAAUAUCAUUAUUAUCACGACAACAUAAACUUUCCGUUUCAGUGACCAUAAUUUUACACUUUUUGCACUGGCACCACUCAACAUUUCCAACACGAUUUCCAGCUUCAACAUUGCAGUUUUUAGCACCAACGUUGUUUCCUAAAGCUUCUAAAGCUGCAGCCACUUCACUUUGACUCCGUUCCGGUUCGAACAUGAAAGGAGAUAAACCAAACUCUUCAUCUUCAUUAAAUUCAACAUCGCUUACAUCAGAAGAGGAAGAUGACAUAACUACUUCAAGAUAAGUUUACUACUGCAAGAAAGUAACGCGCCGAAUGUUGUUGUCACGAAUGACGUCAGAAGAAUAUUAGUGUCCAGACUACUCGUUGCGGAAAUAUAUCAUGAAGUGAAAGUAGAAAUGAUAUGAGGCAAAAUUGCUUUUUUCAUGACUUUUAGAACUUUUUAGCUGAAAAAUUUUUUUUGGCUGUUAUACAGACAUGUAAUAUUGUGAUUUUAAAAAUUUUGAAAAUUUACCGGACUUCCCCUUUAAAAAAAGUUGAACAGGCUCUACUUUUUGCGAGUUACAUUUUGCGCUUCACCUUAACAGCCAAUCAAAAGGUAGCAAUCUACAUGAAUUACGAAAGAAUUUUUAAUUAGAUCAUUUCAAUAUGGCUAGCAACAUCUCGUUUCUGUGUUAAAUUUUUGUCAAAGCCAAAUGAAUGUAGAGAAUCCGAAUAUAUAUCAAUCAAGUGAAGUAGAUGAAAAACAAAAUAACAUUAAUGAGUCUGUGGAGGCACAAAGAAACAACAUUGUAAACAAACUUAAAAAGACUACUCGUGAUCUGACGACAUUAAAUCCAUAAGCAAAACGUUGUAUAGUCCUUUGAUUCUUCUUUCUAUGGAAAGUCGUCUCAUCCACAUGUUUUUCUAACGUAUUUUACAACGUUGUUUAUUUCUCGCCAUAAAAAUAUUGCUAGGACUACUCUCAAAUUUUGCAGCAACAAAUAUCGUCUGUUUACAUCAGCCAUGUUUUGCAAAAAACACGUGAGCAAAAAUCGCUAAAUGGAAAUGGUUCGGUAUAUGUGAUAAAAGUCGCGGCGCAUUUUACGACUGGGCGCAAAAUGUAGCUGUAUGGAAAUUGGCCUUUAACCAGGUUUUUUUAUGAGAAAGUAUUAACGAAAGUUCAGGGGACUCAGGGAAAUAGUUCAAGAUAAAUGAAAGGACCGGGACCUAACUUUAUUUUCUUUUUUAUCUUUUUAUGAAAACUUUGGAAAAAAUAGUGAAUAGCGAAAUUAAAUUCUGCGUAACUCGUCAAUUUUGCCUAUGUUAACUGCGAAAUCAAACUUCUUCCCUUGAGGUAUAAACUAUGUAGCAUUAUUUAUGUAUCAUUAUCCAGUUACACUGCGUUGCGAAGUAUAAGUAUUUAAUUAUGCGAAAUUUUGUUGCUCUAAAGAUCUAAAUUUUUACCCCGAAAGUAAAUUUCGCGGUAUUUCUUCACCUUUUAUAUUUGAUCGUGCUGAUAUUACUAAAAUGUAGUUAGUACUAAAAGGCAUUGGGAAUCUUUAAGGAAAAUUUUUGUUUUAUUUUUAGCGAAAUUUAAUUUUUGAUUAUCCGCGAUUUAAUUUUUGAUUAUCCGCGAUAAAAAUUUCCAGCGAAAUCCACCGAACUUGAUGAACUGAGAAAACGCGAUUUCUCGCUUUUUUAAAUCGCUAAAUUUUCUUCCCGAAAAAAUUCUUGACAAAAAUAAGGAAGGUUUUGAUAAACGUAGCUGGUACUACUACAACUAUUGAAAAAUAGCGGUACAAAACAUAGCAUUAACGAACAUAAAAUUACCUUUAUCGUAAAGCAUUUGAAAACAAAAAUGUAUGACACCUACAUUUUUAUUUAAAUUUAUUUAUGAAGUUAAUUUGUAGUUUAGUUAUAAAAAGAAGGAAAUCGUACAAUUAAUUUCAACUCAAUGAGUUUUUUGUUACCAGCAUUACUCAGGUCACAUUAUUUAUUAUUGUUUUUUAAAUUCUUAUGAUCACCGUUGCUUUGUGUUUAUAAAAUUUCUGUCCGUCAUGUUUGUUUUUGCGAGAGAGAUUCAUUAUUUGCAUGUUAAAAAAGUAGCAGGAUAUUAGGAGAAGAUGAAAGAAGAAUUCCCUUCAAUUUACCACUCUCACCAUCAAUAAUGGUUUUCGUCGUCUAACAGUAUUCGUCAUCUGUGGCGUAGAUAGGUGCUUUAUUAAGAGAAACCUUCGCGAAUUUCGGCCUUUUCUGCGAAACUUCGUCUCGCGAAACUUUUAAAAAUGACCAGUGGUGUAUAAACGUUUUAUAAAUUGUCGAUUCGCGAAAGUUUAUCCAGUAAAUUUCAAAAAAAAUCCAGUUUUAAAAGCGCUGUCUUACCUUACUACAAACUUUCUCCUAGUUGCUACACUGGACCCUUUCGAAAACUUGGAAAUAUAUUUGCAAGAACAAAGAGAUUGUGCUGUCUCUGAAAUGACUUUUUCCCUUUUGUAUCAUUAACAAUAAGUCACUUUCCUGCAAGAACACACAAAAAUAAUUUUUUUGCAUGAUUGUACAAACAUUACUUUUGGUUGUUUGACGCGAAACAGAAACACAAAUUUCAGAUUACUCUCGCAAAAUCUCUCAAAUGUGGUUUCGAAAGUUUAGCCAAAUAAUUUCGCGAGUUUUGAGACUCGCGAAAGUUUUUGUCGCAGAAGUUUAUUUGAUUUACUCAACGUUAUUUGUUUACAGAGAAAAUUUUAAGAACGGAAUGACUGUUAAUGUUUAAGUUUUCUGAUUUGAUUUUGUGAUGAUGCUGUAUAUCCACAGUUGUUUACAUAAAGUCUAAAAGUUAUACUUCUAAAUAUUAAAGAAAAAUAGUGUUAUUAUAAUAAAUCAGAAAAUCAUAGAUAUCAUUAAAAUAUGAUUUUAACUACGCCAGAAAAGUGGGAACAAAGCCUAUUUAUUGGCAUUUUUAGCUAACUUUUAUUACAGCUGCUCGGUCCAAACUUAUUUGUUCUAGUAGACAAUAAAAUAACCUACCUUUUCGUGAAAAAAUAUCAGUCAUAUUUCCUUACGCUGAUUUUAUAUGAUUUUUUUUUCUAUCGAAAUUUUGAGAAUCUCAAUAAUUCUCUUGGUAUACUUCGCGUAGCAAACGUGCUCCACAAUUUCUAAAGCUAAAUUGCUUCGCAAAAAUCAGUUCUUGUUAGCUUGUUUGUGAUACUUUGAGGAGUUAUCAAUAAUAUCAAGAAACGAUAAUUUUUAAAAAGUCUUUUUUUUCAUGGUGGAAGUGAAUAUUACAGUGUUUAGCGUUAAUAUAAUCGAAAAUAAAGUAGCAUCAUUUUUAUUUCUAAAAGCACAAUCUGCAGUAGAAUAACCGCUUAUUGCCUCAAUGAUUUGUUAACCAAUUUUUUUAAAGGCGAAAGUCGUCACGUUGAGCACGUUGGUUCAAGGCCCACGUAUUAAAGUGCUCAUUAUUAGGUGAUAUUUAAAAGCGCUUUUACGCGCACUGAUCGACUUAAAAGUCCAAAUCAUUUUGACUUUUUUAAGAGCACUGUCUUCAUUUCGACCAAUGAAUUUGCUUGUAUGUCCGCCAUAUUGGUUUUGUGCGUGCCUUUCUUUUUCCCUUAAACAUUUUACCGCUUGGACACACGACUGCGCAGCACUAAGCACGUCGUGCUUGGCAAUUGAAGUGGAUUUUCACCUUAAAUAACCCAUAAAAAUCAAAAUAUGUUGAGACAAAACAGCUAAUUUCGAAGUUCGCCACCAGAAGAAAUUCCGUAGGCCAUUUCUAUAUUAGAUUCACACAUUUUGAACUGGUGAAAGUUCACUUGUUGUGUUUAGAGUGGACUUAAUGAUCCAAUGGUCAGAGUGAACUUAGGUUUUUUUGGUUAAGUCUAAAUUCAAAAUUAAAUGUGCUAAUUGUUGCUGACGUCAGUGACGUGGAUUAUUUCGGUGUGCGGGCGUGCUAGAAAUUGUGACUAGCAAAUUUUCACCGCUGUCUGCCUGGACUACGUGUGUAAAAGUAGCGCCUUUGCAGACUACAGGCUGCAGAGCAUUGACUGUUUGACAUUUUUGUCCAUAUUUGAAAAAUAAGGAUAACUAUCUUUGUCUUAAUAUUUUUGUACAAGCUUUCUUCAAGGAUAUUAAAAUUCAGUUUUACCAAUACGAAAGUUUAAACACAAACGAAUGUGUCGGAGCAAAUUCCUAAAAUUCAAAUCUACCAAUUAACACAAAAUAAUUUGUCAGAGCAAACCUCAAAUUAGUUAAUUGCGACCCAGCGUAAUAUUUCCAUCUGUACUUUCCGAUUCCCCGUUGGGAAGAAAAAUUAUGCUGGGUCUCCUGAUCCACUACGAGUCACAUCGACGCAAUACCAGGCGUAUACGAAGGAAUGAUGAUCCCUGAAAGUGUUUUAGAUUUUCAUAUAAACUAUAUAGGAUUCUUGGUUGUGUGACAAGCAUACCUAAUAGUUAAACAUAGUCAUUUUUCUCAGCCUAAGUUACCUUACUAGAGUUAUAUAUAAAUGUAAAUUUUGUCAUGUCAUGUCAAAAAAAUUAAUAAUCUACCUGGCUUGAAAUAAGUAUAACAAACACAGCUUGUACAGUUUUUAUUCGAUAAAAAUUUCGAGGGAAAACUUUCGCGAGGGAAAUUUAAAAUCUUUGACCUUUUUCGCCAACUUUGUUUUCAAAACUUUCAGAAAGCACAAUUCUAACUUAUGUUAAAUACUCUAUCAUAAAAAAUGUAGGGCAAGUGCUCAAAAACAAAUAGCACUGCUUGUAACGAUAAGGUAAAAACAUCUUCGGUAGGACUUUUCAAUUUGAAGUCAAGGAAACAAGAAUCUUUUUUUCAGCAAGGAAAACAUUAAAAUCAAAAAUCGCGAAAGUUAGCUGUCCUGCGAAAGUUAGCUGUCUUGCGAAAGUUUUCCCGAUAUACUACAGAUAUUGGACUCCCUAGAAAUAGUGACUCCCCAGAAAUAGUGACUCCCCAGUCAGUAUAAACCAGAGAAAAGUAACUUCACUAGAGUCACAAUAAAUUAAAACAUAGUGACUCUCCUAGUCACUUCACUAUUUAGUUAAAAAGGACUCGGUCAUAAAUAACAAAUCAAAGAGGAGGUUAUUAUGAACUAUUGUUAUCCGUCUGGAUUUUCAAGCAGGACAAUACGAGUUUGUAGGCAUUCUGAUUGGCUUAGCACUCUUGACGACGGGUGUAGUAGAAUAUUCUGCCACCCCUUCCCCCGUAGUUGUGACUAAUUACUUUAAGUAUCAAAUAUUUGUCCGAUUGCGUUCAAGAUGGCGGAGUUCACUGUGUUGACUGUACACAAAACUAUCAGAGGGAUAUAGGUUAGUAAAAUUGCAUAUAUUACAGCCAUAUAUUUGUUCAUAUUUAGCUUAGUGACAAUGUAUUACAUUACAUAUUAUAUUUGUUGACUUAUAGCCCUUUUGAUUGUGUUUUAUAUGCUUUAUUCAUAUUACAGAAAAAUUCUUUGAGAACAUAUUAUAUUAAUACGAACUUUUUCGUUGCAUAUUAUUACAUUGUCAGGUAAAAUGAAUUACUAAAACUGUAUUACGAUUAUAUACAUUAAGACGUAAAACUAAUAGAUGAGUUCCGUUGUUUAUAUUUUUACCAGUAAGCUCUUUCGAAACUCGAUACUUGUGAAUCAUGCCAAAGAAACAUUGAGGCUACUGUCUUAUUUCUGAGCAGCUUAGGAUUUACUAUAUAUACAUCUGUUACAAUGAGAUACUUCAUCAGAAACUGUACAUAACGUGAGUUAAAGCUGUCAAAUAGCACAGUAAUAUAACAACAGGACGCUAAUCGCUUGAACGAACUCGUUAGCAUCAUUCGGUAUGUUGUAAUUAGUAUAUGAUAGAUGAGAUUUAGUUAGAUAUAGAACGAGCUAUACCGCGAACUGCUAGAUCGAGCCUUCCGGCUCGGCCGAUGUCAGCAGUGAGUGGUACGCUCUGGAGGCACUGCGUAGUUAUUUUGGAAAGAACAGGGAUUUGUCGCAAUAAAUAUGGUGUUUUUCCUGUAAAUAUAAUCAUAUGUAACAACAACAAAAAAGCACCUUUAACAUUGGAGUUCACUGCCCGGAUACGUUAACUGGUUUAGGUCUGUAUAGACUAAUGAUAACCAGCCGGAAUCUCCUGUUAUGAAUUGCUGAAGCUGAAAGACGAAAUUUUGAUGGUGGCAGCUAAUGCUAAAAAAAGAAAUAAUGAUGCGAUAAUAUAUGACUUUGUCGACCUUCACUGAUCGUUAAGAAACGUGUUUUGGGUAAUAUUGAAUAGUUAAUACUUUUCGCCGUUCCGAGGCAUAUAUCGGAGAAUUAGCCGUCCCGAGGCAGAUAUCGGAGAUUUAGCCGUCCCGAGGCAGAUAUCGGAGAAUUAGCCGUCCCGAGGCAGAUAUCGGAGAAUUAGCCGUCCCGAGGCAGAUAUCGGAGAACCAAUUAACUAUCCUAUAGUGCUCAGAAAUUAUUUACUUGAUGUUCAGUGAUAACAAUGACAAGAUACAAAUAUUAUUGAAACGUUUCUUUGAUAUGAGGCUGGACUUAAAAAUCGUGAUGACAGAAAAGCUGAUGAUAAACGACAUUGAAACAUUUUCGUUAAAGAGAAAAAAAUGAAGCCGUGAUACAUGGGGAUAUGAACCCGUAAUGUGGUUAAUGAGAAAAAGAAUGUUGUACAUAGACUUCAGAUUUUGCGUGACGUAAAUGUUUUUUAUUGGAGUCUGGGGACAGACUCUUGUGACAGAGAGGGUAAUGUUACAAUGAGAUACUUCAUCAGAAACUGUACAUAACGUGAGUUAAAGCUGUCAAAUAGCACAGUAAUAUAACAACAGGACGCUAAUCGCUUGAACGAACUCGUUAGCAUCAUUCGGUAUGUUGUAAAUAGUAUAUGAUAGAUGAGAUUUAGUUAGAUAUAGAACGAGCUAUACCGCGAACUGCUAGAUCGAGCCUUCCGGCUCGGCCGAUGUCAGCAGUGAGUGGUACGCUCUGGAGGCACUGCGUAGUUAUUUUGGAAAGAACAGGGAUUUGUCGCAAUAAA
This is a messenger RNA of Hydractinia symbiolongicarpus, 15745 nucleotides long. RefSeq lists its product as uncharacterized. The transcript is spliced from 3 exons. Lineage: Eukaryota; Metazoa; Cnidaria; Hydrozoa; Anthoathecata; Hydractiniidae. Bases 5872 to 8127 code for a protein of 751 amino acids. The record is from RefSeq and is a predicted model, not a curated record.